GUGCCAACUCUUGCCUCCUUGAUCUUUUGAUCUCCCAUUGCAUUCUUACAUACACCCUACCACGUUCCUUCCUUUACUCUUCCAAAUCUCUCUUCAUUCAUUAAAUUCCCCCACAACAUAAACCUAAAUUCCCCCAUUAAUUUCCUUCAACUAAUAUUACCUUCUGAUCUCAUCCCUCUCUUCCAAUCCCGUUAUUUAAUCAUGGGCCAAGACAAUUUCACGGCCCAAAAAAGGUCCUCCGCCGUCAAUCCUGGCGGCACUCUUCCUACCACCACAUUAUCCUCCAGUAUGGGACGUUUACGUGGGCCACGCGGCCGUCAAAUUGCUAAAACAGUAAACAACAUUAAGAUCACUAUCUUAUGUGGGUUUGUAACCAUUUUGGUUCUUCGAGGAACUAUAGGGUUGAAUCUUGGUACUACAAAAAUUGAUGCGGAAAAAGAGCGUCUUGAAGAAGAAGCUAGAAGGGUUAUUGCUGAGAUUCGAUCUGAUGGUGCUGAAUCUGAUGAUGGACCUCCUUUUAAUCCCAAUGUUACAUUCACUUUUGGGCAAAAAAUUCUAAAUUGGGAUCAACAAAGGAAAGAAUGGCUUGAAUUGAAUAAAGGGUACCCGAAUUAUGUAAAUGGAAAACCUCGGAUGUUGUUGGUAAGUGGGUCUCCUCCUACUCCUUGUGAUAACCCAAUUGGGGAUCAUUAUUUGCUUAAGGGUAUUAAGAAUAAAGUUGAUUAUUGUAGGCUUCAUGGGAUUGAAAUUGUGUACAAUAUGGCUCAUUUAGAUAAGGAUCUUUCUGGGUAUUGGUCUAAAUUGCCUUUAAUUCGACGUUUGAUGUUAUCUCACCCUGAAAUUGAGUGGAUUUGGUGGAUGGAUAGUGAUGCUUUAUUUACUGAUAUGGUUUUUGAAAUUCCUAUUAAAAAGUAUGAGGAUUUUAAUUUAGUUAUUCAUGGUUACCCUGAUUUGUUGUAUGAGAAAAAAUCUUGGAUUGCUUUGAAUACUGGUAGUGUUUUAUUUAGAAAUUGUCAAUGGACUUUAGAUUUGCUUGAUACUUGGGCUCCCAUGGGUCCUAAAGGUCCUACUAGGGAUGAAGCAGGGAAGAUAGUGACUGCAUUUUUGAGUGGGAGACCGGCUUUCGAAGCUGAUGAUCAAUCUGCUUUGAUUUACUUGUUGAUUUCUCAGAAAGAUGUUUGGAUGAAUAAGGUGUUUGUGGAGAAUUCAUAUUAUUUACAUGGGUUUUGGACUGGAUUAGUGGAUAGGUAUGAGGAGAUGUUGGAGAAGUAUCAUCCUGGUUUAGGUGAUGAAAGGUGGCCAUUUGUGACACAUUUUGUGGGUUGUAAGCCUUGUGGGAGUUAUGCUGAUUAUCCGGCUGAGAAAUGUUUGAAGAGUAUGGAGAGAGCUUUCAAUUUUGCUGAUAAUCAGGUGUUGAAGUUGUAUGGAUUUAGGCAUAGGGGUUUGUUGAGUCCAAACAUCAAGAGGACGAGGAACGAGACGACUACACCUUUGGUGUAUGUCGAUCAGUAUGAUGUUCGACAUGGCGGCCUGAAGUCGUGAUAUACUACGAGUUUUCCUUGUCGAGGGCAAUGUAAGCGAACCUUGUCGCCUUCGGUACCAUGUGUGACAGUGUGAGGCUUAACUCACGCAAUCGUCGAGGGCUCCAGGGAGCCCUUGACAGUAAAGGAGAUUUUGAUGCUUACAGUUGAUGUUCUGUUCUCCAUCUUGUAUGUGGAAUGGAAAACACAUGGUUUUGACUAAAAAGGAAAGUUGGUAUUAGUUCCUCAUUCUUUAUACAGAUUGUAUUCAUAUUUUCAUGAAGUAAAUUGUCAAUUUGUUACACGAUCUUGUAGUUUGGUUGUUAGUACUUUGUCCUGAAAGGAAUCUAUGACUAAAUAUAAGACUAUUUUCUACCUUUUUUGGCAAAUGGUAAUGGUGAGUUACAUUGUUCUUGUUACAAAUAU
Molecule: messenger RNA, 1946 nt
Organism: Amaranthus tricolor (Joseph's coat)
Lineage: Eukaryota; Viridiplantae; Streptophyta; Magnoliopsida; Caryophyllales; Amaranthaceae
Product: probable xyloglucan 6-xylosyltransferase 5
Exons: 1
Coding region: 202-1542 (446 amino acids)
Biological process (GO): xyloglucan biosynthetic process
Cellular component (GO): trans-Golgi network; membrane; endosome
Molecular function (GO): hexosyltransferase activity
Source: RefSeq, a predicted model, not a curated record